AUGUUCAACGGCCAUGGCAUUCUUACAGUCUUGGUGGCCUCGGUGCUGACUCUUGCAUGCAGCCUGGACCACCGGAUGGAGCAACGCAUUCCCAGCGAGCUGACCUUCUCUCUCGGCGCGGCCGGUGCCAGUGAAGCAGCUCCUGCUGUUGCCCACAGCCCACAGACGUCACAGUCUCAUGGUUGGGAAUCUUGGUCCUUCAACUUCCCCAGCUUCCUGGCGGGCCUCACAGUGGGGGUUCUCUUCACGGUCAUGGCCUUGGGCUUCCUCACGGACCGUCUGGACCGAAGAGAACCUGUCAGUGACAAAGAGGUGGAAGCUCCGCUGCCGCGUGAGUCACUCGAAUCUCUACAUCUCUUCGGCCCACGCUGCACCUGGCUCGUGGCCAUGCUGCUUGUGCAGAGCGUUUCGUCCCUGAUCCUGGAUUCAUUCAAAGGCCUCAUGCAAAGACACAUGUCCUUGACCUUCUUCCUCACCAUGCUGGUUGGCCUUGGAGGCAAUGCGGGCGGCCAGAGCGUGGUCCUGACCGUCCGACGUCUGGCUUUGGGAAAGGCCGUUCAGGUGUCAGAGCAGCUCCACGUUGGUUUGCUCUUGGUGCUGGUCAUGGCGCCCCUGGCCUUCGUGCGCGCCUACAUGCAGCAGACGCCCCUGUCGGAAAGCUUAACUGUAGGAGCUGCAGCGGCCGUCAUCACGGUCUGUGCCACAGUGGUGGGCACUGCGCUGCCGAAGCUGCUGUGGUUCUUCAACGUGGACCCGGCUCACGGCGCUGUGGGCGUACAGGUCCUCAUGGACAUCGCAGGCACAGCCGAAGCCGAGCUGGGGAGAUGUGUGAUGUGUCUCCACUCCACGGGCUCGAUGGAAUAG
Symbiodinium natans is the source of this 864-nucleotide messenger RNA. The record is from the annotation of a GenBank genome assembly. NCBI's taxonomy places the organism in Eukaryota, Dinophyceae, Suessiales, Symbiodiniaceae.